Molecule: messenger RNA, 270 nt
Organism: Penicillium oxalicum
Lineage: Eukaryota; Fungi; Ascomycota; Eurotiomycetes; Eurotiales; Aspergillaceae
Exons: 1
Coding region: 1-270 (89 amino acids)
Source: RefSeq, a predicted model, not a curated record
AUGCACUCUGAUAUUACUCAGUUCGUUGUCGGCAAAGACCAACAGAAAAUCUUUAUCCAUGCGGCUUUAAUAAGCCUCUUCCCAAAGGAGAUCCUCCAACCUCCUAUGAUCGAAGAAUUGGACAAUGUACUCUUUGGCCGUUGCUUCGAGCUUGUGUAUUCUGGUGAUUACUCCGUCCCCUCUCCGAUUUGCGAGCCCCACAAUUGUCAACCCGAUAUCACCUCAUCGACGGAAUUUAUGAGACGACAGGACCCUACUAGGCUUACCUAG